AUGCUAAGUUGCCCUUUGCCUGCAAAUGUCCUUGACUUCCUCACAUACGGCUUCCUGACCUGGGAGUGGGCCCAGGGCCUACGCAGCGCUCUCUACCCGCUCUUCUUUGCCGGCAUCUACAAGGGGCUGGAGCUCGUCGGGAAGGACAGCGUCCACCUCCUGAUCUGGCUCCCUCGUGUCGCCCAGGCUCUGCUGGCGGCGGUGGCCGACGUGAGGCUGUACUCCUUUGCGAAGCGGCUGGACGGCCCUGAAGUGGCCCAGUGGGUGGUCUUCUGCCAGCUCUGCUCCUGGUUCACCUGGUACUGCUGCACCCGGACGCUGACCAACGCCACGGAGGCUGCCCUCUGCACCAUCGCGCUCUCCUUCUAUCCCAUGCCGGGCACCAAAGCGGGGAGCAGCAGCGUCCGGUACUUGAUCCUGGCAGCUGUGGCUUUCAUCAUCCGCCCGACAGCGGCCAUCUUUUGGGCCCCACUGCUGUUUUGGCACUUCUGGACCGAGACCUCGGAGCGGCGCCUCCGCGUCCUCCUUCUCCGCUGCCUCUCCGCAGGCCUGGUCACUCUGGGCAGCUCUUUGGUCCUUGACCGGAUGUUCUACGGCAAGUGGGUCGUGGUCCAGCUGAACUUCCUGCGGUUCAACGUGCUCCAGGGUGCGGCCUCCUUCUACGGCUCCCACCCGUGGCACUGGUACGCCACACAGGGCUUGCCGGCCAUCUUGGGGCCCCACCUGCCCCUCUUCCUCCUGGGAUGCCUCCGGACCCCGAGGAGGGGCCCCCACCGCCUGCUCCUGGCCCUCAUCCUCUGGACGGUGGCCGCUUACAGCGCUUUGAGCCACAAGGAGUUCCGCUUCCUCCUCCCGGUGCUGCCCCUCUGCAUGCUCUUCUGUGGGCAUGCGCUGCACGGGCUGCGAAAGGGGAGGAGGAAGGUGGCCGCCGGCGCCCUGCUGGCCUCCAAUGCACUGCUGGGUCUCUACCUGGGGCUGGUGCACCAGCGGGGGACCCUGGACCUCAUGGCCCACCUGCGGGGCCUCUGCCCUUCUUCCUCCUCGGCUGAGCAGCGGGAUCCACCCUCCGUCUUGAUGCUGAUGCCCUGCCACUCCACCCCCUUCUACAGCCACAUUCACUGCCCGCUGCAGAUGCGCUUCCUGCAAUGCCCCCCGGACCUGGACGGAAGGGCCGACUACCAGGACGAGGCGGACGCCUUCUAUGCUGCCCCCCUCCAAUGGCUCCAGGCAGAAUUUGCAGGAAACUCCUCCUCUGCAACACCCCCGUCACACCUGGCUCUCUUCAGGGGCCUCCAGAAGGAGAUCGACCCCUUCCUCCGCGCGCACGGCUACGAGCGGCGCACCUCUUUCUUCCACACGCAUCUGCCGCAAGGGCGGGUCGGGAGCCACGUCGAGCUCUACGAGCGGGACACGGAACGGAGCUGAAACGCAGCCGGAGGAGCCCGUUUGCUUCGGGGAGAAGGAGGAGGCCGCCUUUCCUGCGACUGGAUCGCGAGACUCUCUGCAAACUCUCUGCAAACUUGUAUAAAGGAAAAGACUCUGCUUUG
Messenger RNA from Anolis sagrei ordinatus, 1547 nucleotides. The record is from RefSeq and is a predicted model, not a curated record. Lineage: Eukaryota; Metazoa; Chordata; Lepidosauria; Squamata; Anolidae.